Phytophthora sojae is the source of this 600-nucleotide messenger RNA. RefSeq lists its product as hypothetical. NCBI's taxonomy places the organism in Eukaryota, Oomycota, Peronosporomycetes, Peronosporales, Peronosporaceae. The record is from RefSeq and is a predicted model, not a curated record. The transcript is spliced from 4 exons. The coding region runs from base 1 to 600 and encodes 199 amino acids.
AUGGUCCAGCUCCAGCCAACUCGCCUCGCUGAGUCAAAGAGUGCGGAGGCGUUGGAUGCCCCUCCACGACGGAUGAACCCGGCGAUUGCUGUGGCGGGCCUGAUCAUUCCGCCCCCGCCAUCGGUGCCCCCGCCUGCUGACAACUCGCGCAAGGCGAGUAAUAUCGAUAAGGACCCGGAUAUCGCUGCGAAGGCCGUACUGCGCGACCUUACCAAUGAGAUUGACCAGCUAGUGGCGACUAGCACCAGUUCGGUCGAAGAAGACGAAGCACUGACCCGCAUGCUCUCGGACAAGUACAUCCACGCACGACUGAGCAAGUUAUCCGGAACACCGUUCGUACAGUUAGUACGCAAGAAGUCACUGCAGAGGUUGACUCCGGAUCAACAUAAAACGCUACAGAGCCUGCUCCAGCUGCCAGAGAAGCAGCUACUGCGACUGCCGAAGGCCCAACUGGAGCUCGUGCAGUUCGCCAAGCGAUACGAAAAACUCGUCAAGGCCACACCCGAUCAGCUGCGGCAUCUUCCUAUUGAACAUCAGCAGCUCGUGCGGAGUGUGCAGCAGCAACAAAAGCAACUCACUAGAGCCGAUGAACGUCGUUAG